CCGCGCUGCUGGGACCCUUCACUGUAACCCAGAUAAGCCCCGAUAAGAGCUUCAUGACGUGUGAUGCCGUCGGAGUCAGUUCAACAGCAAAGCGACUCGAGAGCGCGCAUUAAUAUUGUGAAAGAAUAAACCGCAACGUUUCCCCUCGUUCAGAGGAUCGGAACUAUCCAAACCCAAACCAUUGACCAUUUCUUGUCUGAAACUCACGCCAAGAUCACCAUGUCCAAAGACCGUAAGCCAGUUCUCAUAAUCGGCGCUGGAGUCGUUGGUCUUGUCCUCGCCCAUGGCCUCAAGAAGCUUGGAAUUCCAUUCCAGAUUUACGAACGUGACAGCCACAUCAGCUCCCGCGGCCAAGGCUGGGCCAUAACACUCCAUUGGGUGCUCCCAUUCCUGAGAGAACUCUUAUCAGAAGAAGCGUUCAAGGACGUCGAAUCGGUGCAAGUCGACCCAGAAGCCGACCGCCAAGGGCUCGGAAAAUUCGUGUUCAUCAACCUCGAAACCCUCGAGCCAAAGUUCCUCAUCCCGCCUGGCGAUCGGCGACGUGUUAAUAGAGAGAAGCUACGCAAGGUCUUGCUUAAGAGCGUGUCUGACCAGGUCAAUUGGAAUAAGCGACUUGCUUCAAUUGAAGAGCGCAACGAUGGCGUUGUCGCUACGUUCGAAGACGGAUCCCGAGCUGAAGGUUCUCUCAUCGUCGGUGUUGAGGGCAGCAACUCAAGAACAAGAAAGUUCUUAGCCCCAGAGUCAUAUCGGAAUAUUCGAUUACCGGUACGAUUUACUGGUGCUGCUCUGGAUCUCACGCCGGAGCAGGUGAAGCCGCUCAAAGACAUCGAUCCUCUUCUAUUUCAAGGCUGUCAUCCUGAAACAGGGACGUUCUUCUGGUUCAGUAUGCUAGAAACGCCACUCGUCAACGGCUCUGCGGGAACAGCUAAUGAGCACUAUCGCGUUCAAGUGAUGAUAUCGUGGCCCAUGAAGACACCAGACGACGAAGUUAAAGCCACUGACGCGGAGCGAUUGGCAUAUAUGAAGCAACGAGCGACAGAAUUCAAUCCCGUGCUGCGCGAUACAGUGCAAAGGAUUCCGGAAGGGUCUGAAGUCAUUGAGAUUGUCUUACAGGACUGGCCAUGUCCACCUUGGGAUAAUCGCAAUGGCAGGAUCACUCUCGCGGGCGAUGCUGCACAUGCAAUGACUAUGUAUCGUGGCGAAGCGGCAAAUCAUGGUAUUCUCGAUGCUUAUCGGUUAACAAAGGCUUUGGAAGGAGCUUAUCAUAAGGGAAAAGGAUUGAAAGAAGCUAUUGAUGAGUAUGAGGCGGAAUUGAGGGAGAGGACCAAGGUUGCUGUGUUGUUGAGUCGACAGGCCUGCUUGGAUGCACAUAAUUGGGCCGGAUUAAAUGAAAACUCGGCCGUCUUAAAGAAGAGGGCGAUUGUCGGAGUUUAGUCAUCGUCAAUAAAGGCAUGAAUUAUAAAACAUUGACUUCAAGGUAACAUACGUGAGAUGAGCUGUGGACCCAAUCUUGUUAAAUCAACACAGUUCUGCACAACGAGUGCCAGAACCCAGCUCCUGGAGUUUAAUCUCCUAAACUAGCAACUCUUAUUCUGUAUGAUCUUCUAAUACUCAAAAGAUGAGAUAAAACUGUCUUUGUUUCUGUUUUUUGCAUGUUUAAUUCUGUGAUUUUGGACUGUGUACAGGGUAUGCUACGUUCAACCAUCACGUAGUACAAUUGACCUCUGGCCGAUAGCUGUUAUCGGGCGCUAUCAGGUUGGCGAUAACCAUAAGAUAAGACUGGAUGAGAUCCUUCGCAAACCGUCAACUGACCACGCCAGCGUUGGGUUAGAAGAUGAAAACCGGAAGUACUUGAAGAGCUUAGCGCACCUUGAAGAAUGCUAUGUUCGCCUGUUUCCCUUCCACGGGUUGAAG
Fusarium redolens is the source of this 1914-nucleotide messenger RNA. RefSeq lists its product as uncharacterized. Lineage: Eukaryota; Fungi; Ascomycota; Sordariomycetes; Hypocreales; Nectriaceae. Bases 220 to 1434 code for a protein of 404 amino acids. The transcript has 2 exons. The record is from RefSeq and is a predicted model, not a curated record. Gene Ontology annotation, molecular function: FAD binding.